This is a messenger RNA of Rosa rugosa (rugosa rose), 2015 nucleotides long. RefSeq lists its product as uncharacterized. Lineage: Eukaryota; Viridiplantae; Streptophyta; Magnoliopsida; Rosales; Rosaceae. The record is from RefSeq and is a predicted model, not a curated record. The coding region runs from base 187 to 1332 and encodes 381 amino acids. The transcript has 2 exons.
UUUGGAGUGGGAUCUGGUGAAGUCAGUCUCCACUAAAGUACAGAAGCUCGCUCACUCUCUCACUACCUUAAAGUCUUUUUCUCUCACACUGGUGCAAAUUUCCAACUCAACGCUUUGACUCCCACCGCUUGCUUCUCAGGGAGAAGUCAAGUUUGGGGUAGGGUACUGCUAGGAUAAGUGUACAUCAUGUUGAAGAAGCCGCCAAGUAGGAAUCACAGAACCAAACAAAUCAAGGUGAAGCAUAUUUUGCAGAUUGCCCUGCUCCUUGGGGUUUGCUUUUGGUUGCUUUAUCAGCUUAAGCAUUCCCAUGAUAAGAAAUUGGUGUUGGAUGAGAAAGCUGCAAAAGCCUCAAUCAGAUCCCAGAGUGAAGGUGAGCUUCUGAAACUUGGGAGGAAAGACCUUCCUCACAAGGACGUCAGUAAAAAUGUGAAACAAGAGGAAGAGGAGGAAGAAGAAACUGCAGGAGACGAAGAAGAGAAGCAUGAGGUAGAAGGGCGAGAAGAAGAAGAUCAAAAACAUGAAGUAGAAGAGCAAGAAGAAGAGGAUCUGAAGCAUGAUGUAGAAGAGCAAGAGGAGGAGGAAAGCAAGAAUGAUGAUACAGAAGAUGAGGGAGGAGCUGGAGAUGAUGAGAUAGAUGAAAAUGAGCAAGAGAGAAAAGAAGGAAAAAUUGACCAUGAAGAAGACAUUUUAGAUGAAGAGAAAGAAAGAGAAGAUGAUGGUGAUGAGAAGGAUGGUGACCGGAAUGAGAGGGAAGAGAGAGAAGGUCGAGCAGAAAAUGAUAACUCAUCAGACGAUCAAGGCAACAACGGAGGUGAUAAGAAUGCUCAUGAGGCACGAGAGGAACAUUACAAGGGGGAUGAUGCUUCUAGUGCAGUGACCCAUGAUGCCCAAGUUAUAAGCGCUGAAACUGAGAAAGUAAGUUCAGAAAGUGGAAAUGAGAACUCUGGAAGCAGCUCUCUGGAAAAGGAGAUAAAAUCUAAUUACGCUGAGGAUGUAAAUGGAAACCAAAACAAUUCAAGAUUGUUGGAUGGUAGUACGGCCGAAAAUGGCACUGUAAGUGUGGCUGCAAGUGAAGAGAAAGUUGAUGAAAAUUUGUCCAAUCCUGUGGACAGCUCAGUUUUAAAUGCAACUAUGAAAGUACAGUCCGGUGAUAUACCAGAAGCAGACAAUAACUCGACAAAUGUGAGUACAGAAUCAAGCAACAACUCACUGGAAGUCAACCAGGCAAAUGGAACAGAAACUGUAUCUGUGUCAGCUCACUCUCAAAAUGGUACAUUGGAUGGUAUGACUACUAGAGAGGGAAUUGCCGGAGAAACCUUGGUUGUGGAAUAGACUAAUAACACAAUUUCUGAUAAUUAUCACUCAGAUUCUAAUUCAACAGUUUCUAGCAAUAAGGUAGAGAGUAAUGUGUCCGAAAAGAUCUUAAGAUCUAAUGGCACAGCUCAACUGGAGGAUGACUCCAGGUCUUCAACAAUAAAGGAGUCUACGGAUGCCACAAAGAAUGAAGAAUUGAAGAAUGAAGAUGCCAACAAGAAUGAGGAAAUAAAGAAUGAAGUGGCCACCAAGAACAAAGAGUUGAAUGGCACAAGUGAAUCCGGCAAGACUGCCAACAGUUCAGACUCUAGAAAUGGGACGGAGGAUGCAGUUCAGCAUGACCCCAUCGAUUCUUCUGAUACCCUCGUCUCCGAAGACAAGAAAGAGGUUCGCACAGAGUUAGAUACAUCGCCAGAGAUGAAAACAGAGGGCAAUGAGAAUGGACAGGCUGCAGCAGAAUGAUGAUUAUGGUCUUUGGGUUCUUCUGGUGCUUUCAGUUUUCAUGCUUGCGUUUGGUUUUGAUAUGCAAGGUGGGAUGAAAUCCCCUAUGCAGUGAGGUUUAGUGUUUAUGAAUUUGUCUAUGGCUAGAAUAUCAAUACAGCAAGUAAAAUGUAGGCUAGUUUAUAUCAUCAGCAGCUUUAAUCUGUAAAACUAAAUUAAGCUUUCCACUGUAUUAUGUUUAGCUUCUCACCCUUGCUUUC